This is a messenger RNA of Papaver somniferum (opium poppy), 1865 nucleotides long. Its product is annotated as putative F-box/FBD/LRR-repeat protein At1g78760. The coding region runs from base 190 to 1689 and encodes 499 amino acids. Lineage: Eukaryota; Viridiplantae; Streptophyta; Magnoliopsida; Ranunculales; Papaveraceae. The record is from RefSeq and is a predicted model, not a curated record. Gene Ontology annotation, molecular function: protein binding. The transcript is spliced from 4 exons.
AUAAAUGAAAAUUUCAUUUUUUUAUCGAGGUCUAGGGUUAUGCUACAGAUAACUGCUUCCUUGCAGUUUCCGUCCAUCCUUCUCCUUCUCUAAUCGAAAUCAUUCGACAUCGAUGGUUCUGGAUUUACUCAUUUCAGGUAUUUCUCACACACUCUCUGUAAUUUAAUUUGUUAGGGUAAAACAAGAUCCAUGGAAGAAGAAUCAGAAAUUUCUCCAAUUUCAGAUUACAAUGGAGAAGAAGAAGUAGAUAGACUCAGCAAUUUACCCGAAUCUCUGAUUCACCAUAUUCUAUCUUUCACUGACAUGAAAUAUUCAAUUCAAACUAGCGUCUUGUCAAAGAGAUGGAGAUAUAUCUGGACUCCACUCCGAACCCUAUCUAUGAAAUACUCUACACCCAGAAAGUUACAUAAAGAUGUCGAUGCCUAUAUGUAUUUUGUAGAAAGAGUACUCAUGCUUCGUGAUAAUGCUUGUGAUAUACAAAAGUUUCAUCUUAUUUGUCAAAAAUAUGUGGAGCCGUUUACUGAAAUAAACUUUCCGCUUGAGACUUGGAUGCUUGGUGUCGUAAGACGUAACGUUCAAGAUCUUUUACUUAAUCUUCCUCUACCUGAAGAAUCCGUGUUGCCUCCAUGCAUCUUUACUUGUAAGUCGUUGAUGAAGUUGGUGUUGUGUUGCUAUGGUUGGAAACUGACAGCGGUUACUUUACCUAAAUCGUUUGAUUUGCCUAAACUCAAAACUCUGAAGCUUAAAGGGCUUACAAUUUAUGAUAUAGACUUGACCAAUAAGUUCUUGUCAAGCUGUCCUGUGCUAGAAUCCUUGGCAAUAACAAGGUCAAGUGUGAAUCUAACUGAUAUUAAGGCUCCUAACCUCAAGUACUUGACAUUAAAGCACAACGAGUAUAAUGCAAUAGCAGGGCUGAAAGUCAGGUUUUAUGCUCCAAUUCUCACAUCAUUCAUUUGUGAAAGUGACAUGACUCAUCAAUUUGACUAUGCUCUGGAGAACAUUUCUUCUCUAGUUAGUUGUGAUAUUACAAUGGCGAUAGACUGCACCGAAAAAGAUGAAGAACCAGGGGCGUAUGAAGACUUUACUGCAGAGGAUAAGGUACAAUAUGCUCAAAAGAUGAUGAAAUUGCUGAGGGCUGUUCGUAGUGUCAAAGAUCUCAUAUUAUCACGUUGGCUCAUAAAGGUUAUGUCUGAAGUCCCUGAAUUACUGGAUUGUCACACUUUCGAAUAUACGAAUCUGAGGGGUAUGACGCUACGACCGUUUCUUUCUAAAGAAUGCUUUCGUACAAUAACAUACUUAUUGAAGAUUUCUCCUAACAUAGAGAUUCUUUGCGUGGUUAUAAACGAGAGUCUCGAUGAUGAUGAUGGGCUGCCGAAGUAUCCAUUAUGUGAUGAGAUAAAUGACGAAUCGCCAGAUAUAAGUGAUGACUGGGAAACAGGAUUGUCAUUGCCAUGCUUUUUAUAUAACCUAAAAAUUGUCAGGAUUCAUAAUGUCAAGGGGCGCAUAAAUGAACUCAAGUUUCUAGAGAUUUUGUUAAAGAAUGCCCCGGUUCUAGAGUAUUUGGUCCUUUACUGUGACUGGGAUCAAGACGCAGGUAACAUAGCAAUCACAAGACGAAUGAAGAAAUUCACUGAGAAGCUUAUCAAAUUUCCAAGAGCAGCUCCAUAUGUCACAUUCAUGUGCUUGUAGAUUCAGGACUACAACGUAUAAAAUUUCAAGUUCUUUUUUAAUUAUAUUGAAUCAAUUUUUUAGAUAGUAGAUGAGUGAAAUAUUUAAAAAUAAUAGUUAAAUUUCAAGAGAUUUUGAUGAUGGACUUAUUCAGAGGUUUUCAGGGUUACCAAGAUUUUGAUAAAAUUUUAUUUUCA